Trypanosoma theileri is the source of this 1491-nucleotide messenger RNA. RefSeq names its product putative sphingosine-1-phosphate phosphatase. Bases 1 to 1491 code for a protein of 496 amino acids. Lineage: Eukaryota; Euglenozoa; Kinetoplastea; Trypanosomatida; Trypanosomatidae. Gene Ontology annotation, molecular function: sphingosine-1-phosphate phosphatase activity. The record is from RefSeq and is a predicted model, not a curated record. The transcript has a single exon. Gene Ontology annotation, cellular component: endoplasmic reticulum membrane.
AUGCAUAGUGAUCGUGACAUGUCCUUUAACUCGGGUCAUGCAGAAAUGCAACCCGAUGGAACUUCUACAAAGAACUCUCGUUCUAUUUAUCAUCCAUCAGCUCUUACUGAAUGUGUUAUCACUAGUUCUGCUCCUACUGCCGUAAAAUUACCACGGGAAAGGAUCCCAUUUAGAAGCUGGUAUGUGUCAAACUACUGUAAUGAAUAUCAUGUUUCUAUUAUUUUGAAAAUUCAAAAUAGUUUUCCUAGACUACAACCAUUGUUAACCUUUUACUUUAAAGUGUGGAGUUGUACUGGUGAGAUUGAGUUUUACACUGCCUUCAUCCCACUGGUAGUGUGGUUGGGUAUGCCAUUCAUUUCAUUUAAUAUUUGUGUAUUAAUGUGUAUGAGUCAAUACGUAACUGGUGUUAUGAAAGACAUGGCAGGAUGCCCACGUCCACCUUGCCCACCUGUUCAAAUCCGAGGAAGAAGACUAGCAUCAAAGGAGUAUGGAUAUCCAAGUUCCCAUGCAUCCCACAGCAUUGUUUUUGCUUACGCAUCGUAUGAGCUAUUACAUACUUUUUUUCCUGAUUACCCCGUUUUAUGCUGGAUAUUUUGUAUAGUUUUUUCUAUCAAUGUUAGUCUUUCAAGAUUGAUUCUUGGAAUGCACUGGUUUGCUGAUUUGGUGGCUGGAUGGGUUGUGGGUCUGAUUCUUGUUAUUGCGCAUGCAGCCUUUUUGGAAUCAUUUAUGGUUACUUUGUAUGAAAUAGAUAAUGUGAUGCCUUUGCAUUUCUUGGUGGCUUUUUUGAUUUUACAUAUACUCGUGAUAUCCCACGCCGCCCCUGCAGAUGCCUGUCCAUGUUAUUUGGAUAGUUUGCGUUUUCUCGGAGCCACAUUUGGGGCUCUUUUUGGGUAUUGGGUUUUUCACAGCGAAUACGGUGUCAUGACAGCCCGUUCACAUCCAGAAGAUGUAUGGGAUACUUGCUUUUCCGUUGGUUUUUUAGUACAAUAUCUCUCCUGUUUGUUUGUAAUUCUUCUUGGAAAGGAAAUUUGUUCAUGCGUUACUUUUCGUAUACUUCGUUUCUUUUUUGUGCGAAUUUCUCGAGAGGCUUCACCAAACCGUCCUCGUUUCUGGCGACGCAUGUGGUAUUGUUUUUCACAUGCCGUGCGUCGUAUUUAUUGGAUUCGAUUAAAUGAUUCACCUAGUGUUGCUAUUCAAGAGGAAGGAUGUCAAAAGCAACGACAUCAGAAAUUGAGUCCAUCUGCAGAUUGUUUCAGUGAAGGUAGUGAAAGUGGGGAAAGUGCGGGAUACAGUAUUGAGAUUUCUAUACCACAACAUAAUUCUGAGGAGAAAGUAUUAAUGGGAGAUAAUAUGCAGUUGUGGAUCCCAUGUACACAUCGACACUGGUGGUUGUGGGAAACACAAAGAUGUCUUAUUUCAUAUCUUCUUGUUGGCUUUAUGGUCACAUACCUUUGUCCAGUGAUACUGCGUGUUUUCUUUGGCGUACAAUAG